ACACCCAUUUUUCCACCGAGGCCACACCCCGCUAGCGCCGCCUGUCUUCCCCGUUCCCGCCGGCCACCGAUCCGAUCCCCGGCUCCUCGUUCUCUCCCAUCCGACCCACUAAAACCCUAAACACUAAAAAUGUCGCCUUUCUCAAUUAGCCGAGCGCGCCUUUUGUUCUCCUUCUCCCUCUCCAUCGUUCGCUAUCAAUCGCAGUCCACAUCCAUACCCAAGAAGCUCCAACGCGUCCGCGACCACUCCUUCGACAACCUAAUGGAAGUCGAAAAGAAGGUCCGGCGCGCACUCAAGCUCCAGGACCUCAUCCUCUCCCACCCCGGCGGCACUCUCCCUGUAUCCCUUCUCGAAUCCCUCGCUCGCCGCCACCUCCGCUUCUCUCCCCAGGAAUCCUCCUCCUUCCUCCUCCGCCACCCUCACGUCUUCCACGUCUUCGAACACCCCGUCCAGCGCGUCCUCCACGCUCGUCUCACCCCUCGCGCCCUUCAUCAACUCCGCCUCGAAUCCGAAGCCCUCUCCUCCUCCCUCCCCUCCGCCGCUCUCCGUCUUCGCCGCUUUGUUCUCCUCGCGGCACCUUCCUUCCGCAUCAGGCUCGAACACAUCCGCCUCGCACGCACCGAUCUCGGCCUUCCGGAGGACUUCGAGCAAUCCAUCGUGCUUUCCCACCCAUCUCUCUUCCGCCUCCUUUCCCCUUCCGGCCCCGAUGCUGAACCCCGCCUCAAGUUCGUCGAAGCGGUCCUUAAUCCCGACGAACCAUUCCCCAUCGCCGCCGUGGAGCUCGCGCGCGAGCGGGAGUACCGGGAACGGGGCUCCGAUGCGGAAGAUGCUCGCUUCGCCUUCCCCAUUCAGUUCCCUCCGGGCUUCAAAAUCGGGAAAUAUUACCGCGUUGCUGUCUGGAAGUGGCAGCGAUUGCCUUACUGGUCUCCUUACGAGGAUGUAUCAGGCUACGAUCUUAGAUCAUUGGAAGCCCAGAGGAGAAUGGAGAAGCGUGCGGUCGCCACCAUCCAUGAGUUUCUAUCGCUGACCGUGGAGAAAAGGACGACGCUUGAGAGGAUAGCAAAUUUCAGACAGGCCAUGGGAUUGCCGAAGAAGUUAAAGGAGUUUCUUCUUCAGCAUCAGGGAAUUUUCUACAUUUCGACCAGAGGGAAUCAGGGGAAGUUGCACACAGUGUUUCUUAGAGAGGGUUAUAGAAAAGGUGAGAUUUUGGAGCAAAAUGACGUGUAUUUGGCUCGGAAAAGGCUCAGGGAGCUGCUGCUGAUCAGCUCCAAAAAGGCCAAUUUUGAUAGAAUGCUGACGAGCCUUGGGAGGCAAGGUGACGGGCCUCAGUGUGUGCCGGCAUUGAAUAGAAAGGAGUUCUUUGGGGAUGAUGAUGCUAUAUAUGGUGGCGAUGAAGAGGGCAGUGGAUCAGAUUCUGGGGUGGAGAGUCAGUUCAUUGAGUGAGGAUGGAUGAUGAUUGUUUUUGUGAGUAGAUAUACAGCUCAAACUGGAUUCCUGAACUCUUAAAAAUUCUUAAUCUGAAGGAACGAAAAUUGGAUGGAAAAGAUGGAAUUGUGUGCAGAGAUCCAUUGCUCGCUAUGCUGCCAGGAACUCUCUCUCUUUUGAUCAUGGCAAGCUACAGUAAGUAUUUGUAGCUGCUGUUAUGGAAGACUGGUGCAAGGAAGGAACUCAAAUGAUACAGAGAUGCAGGAAGGUAUGACUCAUAUAUCAUAAAUGGGACAGAUGCUGGAGCGGAGCGGAGCCAACGAGCGGAGUGGAACGAAAAGAUCUGUCCAAUCGGGGGAGUUUCAUUAUGUGGGUUAGGGGUGCG
Phalaenopsis equestris is the source of this 1810-nucleotide messenger RNA. RefSeq names its product protein ROOT PRIMORDIUM DEFECTIVE 1. The record is from RefSeq and is a predicted model, not a curated record. Gene Ontology annotation, molecular function: RNA binding. NCBI's taxonomy places the organism in Eukaryota, Viridiplantae, Streptophyta, Magnoliopsida, Asparagales, Orchidaceae. The transcript is spliced from 2 exons. Bases 130 to 1443 code for a protein of 437 amino acids.